Symbiodinium natans is the source of this 807-nucleotide messenger RNA. The record is from the annotation of a GenBank genome assembly. Lineage: Eukaryota; Dinophyceae; Suessiales; Symbiodiniaceae.
AUGACAGAUACCGACACGGAAGAAGAUGAGACCGAGGAGCCUGAGUUUGUGCCGUUGCCUCCUCCGCCUAAAGUUCGAACUCAGAGGCAGAGUGUGUCUGCGGAAGCUUUCGGGGAAUGGAACCAGCGGGUUGUGUUUGAGCCCACGGUCUACCCGAAAACGCCAGACCAGACACAAGAGCUUGUUGAGGUGACAGCGCAGUCUUUUCUCUUUACAUCUCUGGAAGAGAAAGACCUUCGCGUUGUCAUCGCGGCCAUGAAGGGGCCGCUAAUCUUAGAGCCAGGUCAUAGAAUCAUCCAAGAGGGUGACACCGGGGAUCACCUGUACGUUGUCACGGACGGGGCCAUGGACUGCAUCAAAGUCAUCGAUGGUGUGGAGAUGGUUGUCAAAACGUGCGUCAAGGGCGACCUGUUUGGUGAGCUUGCGCUUUUGUAUAACUGCCCCAGAGCGGCGAGCGUCCAAAGCCGCGAGCCUUCGGUGCUCUGGGAGCUGGACCGUGCAACGUUCAACAACAUUGUCAUGGAAGGAGUCCAGCGGAAACGAAAUCAGUGCCUUUCAGUUCUCUCGUCCGUGCCGUUGUUUUCCAGCAUCACGCGCGGGGAGUUGGAGAACAUCAUCGACGCCUUAAAGAUGGAGAGGCGGCCAAGGGGUGACAUCAUCAUCAAUCAAGGCGAAGUCGGCGAUCAUUUCUACAUUGUCUACGAGGGUCAGGUCAUGGCCUCCAAAAUCACGGAGGAGUCUGCAGAGCCCGUGAUGAUGAUCCACGAGGCCGGCGACUACUUUGGCGAGCUCGCGCUCAUCCUCGAG